Messenger RNA from Amyelois transitella, 3010 nucleotides. RefSeq lists its product as uncharacterized. The coding region runs from base 121 to 2046 and encodes 641 amino acids. The transcript is spliced from 10 exons. NCBI's taxonomy places the organism in Eukaryota, Metazoa, Arthropoda, Insecta, Lepidoptera, Pyralidae. The record is from RefSeq and is a predicted model, not a curated record.
UCGCGUUUCAUUUUAUCGAUCACGCAGCAGCACUACGGCCCGCAGCCGGCUGUCCCCUCCAGGCGGCCGAGUCAGUGCGCCCCGGGCCGCGCAGCGACACGUUUCACUUCAUACGUCACGAUGAGGUUAGCAGCGCUCCUUGCGCUGUUUUCGUUCGCUAUAGCCGACAACUUGAUUCCAGUGGACUAUAUACGCAAUAAAUUCUAUCCUUUGGAGACGGAGCUGUGGGAUAACGUCACUGACCCGAGAUGGACGGAGUCGGGGCUCGGCGACGUCGAGCUAACAAAGGUUUUCAUAGCCUUCGACAACAACAUACAGUCGAUUCCAACGAGAACUCGGCCGCCUUUGUCAACAGUUUGGUGGUGGAAGAAGCCUUUGGAGCAAAUACAGAUUGUUGAUGGCGUUUACAAAAACUUCAUUGAGUUUUUGUCGCGUCAAUCGGCGCCUGGUGCGGUUCCCUCACCAAUAAAGGAGUGGAUGGACUUGGCAGAGAACAUACUUGUGGAUUCGAAAACAUCGGUAAUCAGAGCGAUAAAGCGGUUGGAAGAAGCGCUGACCCACGCUGACCUAUUCCGGCGGGUAGCUACAGAUUUGCAGGAGGAACACCCGGACCUGUGCGAGCUGCAGAUGUCCCAGCACCAGCUCAUCUUCGACAUGUACAACACCAUAUCCCUUGCCGAGAUCAAGGGAUACGCCAUGAUGCAGUUCUCUUGGAUGCUGCUCAGGAUAUACGGGAAAGGCAACUUUACGCAAGAGGCAAGCCUGACGAGGCAGAGGUACGGCCAGAGGACCAACCAGACGGCGGCGGCCGCGAGGGCGGCGCUGUCGCUGGCCAAGCGCGAUCUGCACCGUUGUGACCCUGCGGCUCAUAAGGAGGGGGUAACCUACGACAUGGUGAAACGUCUCCUGCAGGGUUACAUUGAGAACGAAGUGGACAUGAACUCCGACGGGACGUGCCGGGAGAACUGCGCAUACUACACUGUCGCCGAGAACAAGAACUGUUAUCAAGACCUGUUCUGCAAGAAGCAGACGAGGUGCGGGGGCCGAAUCAUUGACUGUACUUUCUUGGAGUCUGAUAUGUGGGUGUGUCAGCCGAACUAUCGGCACGACCAUCGACGAUACGAAUGGAUCAAAUACGAGAGCGGCCGAACCCUGGGGCAUCCGGAUACUUGCUCGGGAUCAGUUACAAAGGUGGACUCCUGGUGGAAAUGGAACUUGCUACACUGCUCGUACUGUUUCUGCCUGUGCGAGGAAGACAUCCACGACAACAGGACCCAACGCUUCUUCAGCUUAGGGGAGUCUGUAGCAGACGUUGAGAACAACAAAGUGGUGACCGGCUUACGCCUCGUCAAGUACGGAAGAGUGUUCCACCUGCAGAUCAGCCAGGGCACGCUUGGAGAGCGGGGGUUAGUGACCCCGGGCUCGUGGGUUGAGCCGGAGAAUAAGUUUGACCCUAAAGACUACGAGGUCAACGAAGGAGUGGACUUCCACACCCUGACUUAUGAGAAGAGAGCUAUCGAUUUAGACGAACUUGAUUCUCCUUCGGGACACGUUAUGACUGGAGCAAGAUUCCGUAUGAUCGGCGCUCACUUGCACUUCGAGAUUCGCUCCACUCCAUUCAACUACACAACCGGUGCGCUCUCGCAUCAGAAGAGUGUGUGGAUCAGCAACGACAACACUGACGGCACUUUCACGCCGAGGAAGAAGCUGGAGCUGUCUGCGCCGGACAUCCCGACCAGGUCGGGAAUGUCGCUGCCCGUGGACUCCCAACACGAUCAGUACAUGGAGUUCACCCAUACUGACAUGAACAAGGACGCCGCGCAGAACACCGUACCCUUUAUAGAUAUACAGCCCGUGGAGCCGUUGAAGGGAGCGGCACUCCUGAGCGGAGCAGGUAUAAUCCACCGAGGAGCGUCGGGCUCCGGCGGUUUCCUGGCCGCGAAAGUCAUCACCUAUGACUUCUCCAAACACGUACAGGCGGAACUGCCGUCCGAGGAGAACUACCACGAAGACGACACGACAGACUUCGUGCCUGUCGUCAACUAAGUGAUGAGGGUCGGCGCGCGUAGAAUAACAUUCGUUUUUUAAAGUUUGAAAUUUAAUUUUAGAAUUUACUUGCUCAAGGCGGGGGCAUUCAAUUCUUUUCUUUUGUGUUCUUUUUUUAAUCGUGUUUUCAUUUUGUGAGGCUAAUCACUUCGUGUAAUGCCAGCCAGCAGGAGAUUGUGAUUUUGUAAAUAGUUACGCUAUUUAGGAUAUCACAGUUCUCCAGAACAGAAUAUGGAAAUUGAUUUGUAUGGCCUCUUUGUUCUGUGUUCUUAGAUAAUGUUAUCUUCGCUGCGCAUGCGCUGACCUUUAUAAAGUUUGUGUGAAUGAUUGGACAAUAGUGUGUAUUUUAUAUUUUAAUUGAUUGAAAUUGGAUAAUUAUGAUUUGAUACCAAUAAUUUUUCAGAAAUUUAUAAUUAAGUAGUAACUGUAUUUGCUACUGUGAUUUUGAAAUUUUAAUACUUGAUUAAAUUUUAUACGCAAUUGUGAUUUUAAAUUAGACGUAAGAAUCUCAAAACCCCCUUUAUAUAUUCUUUUAAUUGUAAAGAUUCUGUAUUGUGAAUUUGGGCAUAGAAAAACACAAACUAGUGAUAUUAUACAACGCUUUAAAACAAAUUUAGAUUUGAGAUUACUGAACAAAAUUUGCCGUAAAAAUUAAUUUCUUAGGAUAAAAUAUACGAAUAGAUUUUAAUGUAACUAAUUACUGUUAUAAGUUCAACCAUUCGUAAUCAUCUGAUUAUCUGAAUAACUUUAAUUAUCAUAUAUAUCUACAUCUACGGCCUAUUUAUCACAUUCAAACCGAUAAUAUAAAGUUCAGCGUAAAAUGCUGAAAAAAUUCUAAUGAUAACAAAAAUUGUCGCAAAUUAUGUGUUUCCAAAGUUCUUUUUCACUCAUACUCAUUAGUCAAUAAUUUUUUGUACGUAACUUAAAAUAAAUUUUGUAUGAAUAAAUAAAUUUUAAGGAAUAA